ACCUGUCCUCGCCGGAAGUUGACAGUUAGCAUCUCAGCCAGUUUACGUUCCCGGUGAGACUGUGGAGCGUCCAGGUGUAAAAAUGUUACCUUUAUCGAUCAAAGAUGAUGAGUACAAACCGGCCAAGUUCAACCUGCUGGUCAAACUGUCCGGGUGGUUCAGGUCGAUUUUAGCUGAUAAAACCUCCAGGAAUCUCUUCUUCUUCCUCUGCCUCAACCUCUCCUUCGCCUUCGUGGAGUUAACCUACGGCAUCUGGAGUAACAGUUUAGGUCUCAUCUCAGACUCCUUCCACAUGUUUUUUGACUGCACCGCCCUGCUGGCCGGCCUGGCAGCGUCCGUCAUCUCCAGGUGGAGGUCCAAUGACAGCUUCUCCUACGGCUACGUCAGAGCCGAGGUUCUGGCCGGCUUCGUCAACGGACUCUUCCUCAUCUUCACCGCUUUCUUCAUCUUCUCAGAAGGAGUGGAGAGAGCCUUGGAGCCGCCAGACGUUCACCACGAGCGGCUGCUUCCUGUUUCUGUGGCCGGCCUGCUGGUCAACCUGGUCGGGAUCUUCGUCUUCCAGCAUGGAGGACACGGACACUCGCACGGGGACGGAGGUCAUGGUCACAGCCACUCUCUGUUCAACGGCAGCCUGAGCCACGGACACGGAGGACACGGAGGACAUGGGGGACAUGGAGGACAUGGACACAGCCACGAUGGACAUGGACACAGCCACGAUGGACAUGGGGGACAUGGACACAGCCAUGACAAACACGGAGAUCAUGGACAUGGUCACGAGGGACACGGACAUGGACGACACGAGGACUGUCACAACGAGCUUCAGCGCCCAGGAGAAGGAUCCAGCAAGCAGAUCCUACAGGGCGUCCUCCUCCACAUCAUCGCCGACACUCUGGGCAGCAUCGGCGUCAUCAUCUCCGCCCUCCUGAUGCAGAAGUACGACCUGAUGAUCGCCGACCCCAUCUGCUCCAUGCUGAUCGCCCUCCUCAUCGGCGUCAGUGUUGUGCCGCUGCUGAAGGAGUCCAUCGGUAUCCUGAUGCAGAGAACGCCGCCGUCGCUCGACAACGCCCUGCCAGAAUGCUACCAGAGGGUGCAGCAGCUGCAGGGAGUCUACAACCUACAGGAGCCUCACUUCUGGACGCUGUGCACCGACGUUUACAUCGGGACGUUAAAGCUGCUGGUGGCGCCGGACGCAGACACCCGCUGGAUCCUCAGCCAGACGCACAACAUCUUCACUCAGGUCGGCGUCAGACAGCUGUACGUUCAGAUCGACACGGCCGCCAUGUAGAAGCUCCGCCUCCUCCCAUCCUGGGACCAAUCAGUCAUCUGCUGCAGGGUGACCUUUGACCCCUCUGCAGAAGGGAGGGGCGGGGGGACACAAAGAACUGAUGAACUCAAACGCCCCACCCACGUUGCUGGUUUUAUAAAUAAUUAACUGGGUUUGGUGGGCGACUUGUCCGCCUUGCUCCUCCUGCCCUUCUCUUUGUUUGUAGCAAAGGAUUCUGGGUAAGUGCCUUCAUCAGAGACAAUCUGAGCCCCUCCCACUUAUUGGUGGCAUCACAGCUGGUGUCUGCUGAUUGGCUCCGUGUCGUGUCACCGGGUUUUUUCCGUUUUUUUUACUGUGCCAAACCAUGUGACCAAAUCAUGUGACCUGUUAGUGGGAUUUUUUUAAACUGUAAUAAAUCAAUUUCUCUGCUCAGUUA
This is a messenger RNA of Poecilia latipinna (sailfin molly), 1700 nucleotides long. RefSeq names its product solute carrier family 30 member 7 (gene slc30a7). The transcript is spliced from 11 exons. Lineage: Eukaryota; Metazoa; Chordata; Actinopteri; Cyprinodontiformes; Poeciliidae. Gene Ontology annotation, biological process: intracellular zinc ion homeostasis; zinc ion import into Golgi lumen. Gene Ontology annotation, cellular component: cytoplasmic vesicle; Golgi apparatus; membrane. The record is from RefSeq and is a predicted model, not a curated record. Gene Ontology annotation, molecular function: zinc ion transmembrane transporter activity. Bases 83 to 1285 code for a protein of 400 amino acids.